GAGGAACUGCAGGACAGGUAGAGCAGGUGACGAGGUGUCAGGUUUCACUGGCGACUGCUCGUUUCUCAUCGACCUCAUGCGGAAAAACACGAUACUAAUUGUAAACACGACGAAUUUGAGAUACUCGGCAAAGUUCUAACGUAAAGGCAUGGCACCCAAGUAUGAUGGGUUGUCCCACUGUAAGCUGGCCCUGGUGUUUGCUGUGCUGAUGGACCUGUUGGGGGUGAUAUCCCUGCUGCUGGGGGUCUUUGCCCCACUGGAGAUCCAUGGGCAAGACUUUGGGGAUCUGCUGGUGUACUCGGGAGCACUGCUGGUGCUACUGUCCCUGGCAGGCUGGGUCAUGUGGUACAGUGGCAACAUUGAGGGUCUGACCUCCAAAAAGGAGUUGGGAGGAACCGUGGGUGGAGCAGUGGACCGCCUCGCCCGCUCCCUGAGUCGCAGGAUACGGCUGCCAAGGACUCGCAGCAGCCCAACAUAAAAAGCUGCUGUUACAUGACAGGCUGUAUCAAACCAGGCAGCAACCCAGACUGCCUGAGGCUAAGGAGCGUUCCUGCUGUUACUCAUCUCGUGAAAUUGACAAACACCUCAUUGUGCUUUUGUAUAGAAAAUGUCUCUUUGCUUAAUAAAUUGUUUGUGGACCAGACUGAUAUUAAUACUA
Paralichthys olivaceus (Japanese flounder) is the source of this 658-nucleotide messenger RNA. Its product is annotated as transmembrane protein 238-like. The record is from RefSeq and is a predicted model, not a curated record. Lineage: Eukaryota; Metazoa; Chordata; Actinopteri; Pleuronectiformes; Paralichthyidae.